AUGAGAGAUAGGUCAGCAAGUAGUGAUAAAAUGUAUCAAAGAAUUGAUGAGAAAAUUAGAGACCCACCUGGACUAAGUGACGAUAUAAUCCUGAAGGUUAAAUCUGCUGGUGAAAUAAACAGUGAUGAAGAGGAAAAUGAUGGAAUUAUGAAGAGAAAGAUAAGAAAUGGGAUGUUAUCGAUGAUCAACUGUAGUAUGCAAAAUCGAAGCAUGAAAAUGGGACGUUUGAAAACUUACAUGAAUCGAAAGACAGGACCGAUCUUGAUGAGUAAUAGUGGAAAAAUCAACUUAAUGAAGCGAUUGUAUCUUGAUCACAUGAUCAGUUGCGAUAG
Racocetra persica is the source of this 332-nucleotide messenger RNA. The record is from the annotation of a GenBank genome assembly. Lineage: Eukaryota; Fungi; Glomeromycota; Glomeromycetes; Diversisporales; Gigasporaceae.